UGUUUUGCUCCAGAUACUAAGCUUCCUAAAGACUGGUUUAGGAACCAAAGCACACAAGAACUUUUGAGCGAAGCACAGCGAGACAUACUUUUUUCUGAAAACAGUGAAGAACAGCGAGUAGGUAAAAAAACCCAGUCGCCAAAACUCUAUGAAAAUCGUGAAAAAUUGCCAAAUGGUUUGAGAGGAUAUUAUGUACAUAGACUUCUUGUAAAUGCUGUUGCAAUGUGGGCUUCGCCUCGUUAUGCAUGGCAUGUUUACAGACUUCUUGACGAAAUUCAUAGACAAGAACGUGAAGAGCUAGAGAACAAGCUUGAAGCAAAAGACAAAAGCAUUCAGAAAAGAAUACCACGUUCGGUACCAAAAGGAAAGGAAAAGAACUAUAAGUAUAUGAUUUAUACUGAAGAGAUGGAAAAUGAAGAAGACAGAGAUAUGGUUAUGUUGCAUUUAGUCAGAAGAAACAACAAAAGCUUUUACGACCUUGCUAAGAUUUACAAAUCUGACAGAAAUUGGUUCUAUCGCGAAAACUUACCGAUUUCAAUGACACCGAAUGAAGAUGUGAAACAAAUAGUUCAAGAUACGUUACCUCAAACACACUAUGAUAUGAAAGGUUGUACAAUACUUACCUUCAAAGAAGAUUUGCCAUUGUUAAAGGAAAAAAUAACAGAGUAUUUUGACAACUUCAAACAAGUAGAGUAA
This is a messenger RNA of Trichomonas vaginalis G3, 696 nucleotides long. Its product is annotated as KilA, N-terminal/APSES-type HTH, DNA-binding family. NCBI's taxonomy places the organism in Eukaryota, Parabasalia, Trichomonadida, Trichomonadidae. The annotation marks the transcript as partial. The record is from RefSeq and is a predicted model, not a curated record. The transcript has a single exon.